Angiostrongylus costaricensis is the source of this 948-nucleotide messenger RNA. NCBI's taxonomy places the organism in Eukaryota, Metazoa, Nematoda, Chromadorea, Rhabditida, Metastrongylidae. The record is from the annotation of a GenBank genome assembly.
AUGCUAGGAGAAUCCUGUUUCCCACAAGUAAGGGUUGGGAUCCGAACCUCCGAUCUGCGUCAACGAUCAAAAAUCAAAGAUGACGUUCUGUACGCCAAACAGUCGAAGAUAAGUCAGGACGGCACAAAUUUUUCGCUCUCAUCGCAAAUCUCAUCGCUGAGCAGAUCGCCAUCGGAUACCCAAAAGAGAAACGACCUUCAUAUUCCGCUUCAUAAGCGAAUGGCAAAAAAAAUUCGUGUCACUCUUUCAUUUGUUGCUGAUUGGUUUUUCCUUACGGAAAUCCACUUUAAUUCUGAUGACAAAAUUUAUGCUCAUACAAUUUUUGCACAACCUUCGAUAACAAAACAUCAAAUCGAAGAAGAAUAUGGAGGAGAUUCGCUAGAACGACCAUCACUGCAUGCUGCCAACAAAAAUGACGAUAUUCAUCAGUACGACAGUGUUGCAGUUAGAGAACAAAUUAACAAGUUGCUGGGCCUUUGCGCUGAUGUAUGCGAAGGCAUGCGGCAUUUGGAGUCACUUGGUAUCGUGCAUGGUCAUCUUACUCCAAAUAAUAUAGUACUCGACGAGAAUUUAAGAGCCAAAGUGACGUCACCACGUGGUCUAGCACAUUAUGCUCAGCUUCGCUAUAGUUCUCCAGAAAGUAUUUUGCAGAACUCUUUCUCAUCGCGUUCAGAUGUAUGGGCGUUUGCAGUGUGUUGUUGGGAAAUUGCAGAUACUUCCUGCAAGAAAAUUCCAUUUGCAUCGCUUUCGAAUUCCGAAAUUAUCGAAAACGCCGAGAAAAUUAUGAAUGGCCACAAUGAUGCGAUCGUUCUUACAUUCAAGGAUUUUAUUCCUCGAGGAAUACGUAACGUUCUUCUACGAUGCUUUGAUGCCGAACCUCAGGCUAGACCGCUCUUCGCUCACAUAUCCUGUCUUAUGAGCAAGUAUUACGUUACCAUAGAUGAAUAG